Molecule: messenger RNA, 1505 nt
Organism: Poeciliopsis prolifica (blackstripe livebearer)
Lineage: Eukaryota; Metazoa; Chordata; Actinopteri; Cyprinodontiformes; Poeciliidae
Gene: selenop2
Product: selenoprotein P2
Exons: 5
Biological process (GO): selenium compound metabolic process
Cellular component (GO): extracellular region
Molecular function (GO): selenium binding
Source: RefSeq, a predicted model, not a curated record
UUUUUAUACGUCAGAGGUUUUGCCGCGUGCCAGUCAGAGCUGCAGGAGGCGCGGCGGACAGAGGGGUGACGAUGCGCUCUCUGCUGGUGCUGUGUCAGAGUGCGGCCCUGCUGGCUGUGCUGCAGGCCUCCUCCCACUCCACUCUGCUGGUGGAGGGCGACAAAAACGCCUCCAGGAUCUGCAAGCCCGCCCCGCACUGGGCGAUAAAGGGCCGCUCGCCGGCGCAGGAGCUGCUGGGAAACGUGGUGGUGGUGGCUCUGCUAAAGGCCAGCUGACACUUCUGUCUCCUCCAGGCGUCCCGCAUCGGACGCCUGCGCACCAAACUGAGGCACAGCAAUAUAACCGACGUGUCCUUCGUGAUUGUCAAUGAGCAAAAUGCGGCGUCCAGAGCCCUGUACUGGGAGCUGAAGAAAAGAGCUCCCACUGGUGUCCCAGUGUAUCAGCAGGCGGCUGAUCAGACAGACGUGUGGGAGGUGCUGGACGGCGACAAAGACGACUUCCUGAUCUACGACAGGUGUGGCUUCCUCACUUUCCACGUUGUGCUGCCGUACAGUUUCCUGCACACCCCGUAUGUCGAGGCCGCGAUCAGAGCCACCUCCCUGGGAGGCAUCUGUAACUGCUCUGCCAUUUCCACAACUCGGGGAACCGUCAAGCCACCGGACGAAGGGGUCGAACCCACAGAAGAGCCUGAGCCGACCUUCCACCACCACCACCAUCACCAUCAGUCCAGCUUCUUCCAUCAUCAGCCCCGCUCCUCAACAUAAGUCCCAGGACCAAGAUAGGUCCAAAAUACAUUCAGAUACGUAUGAUCGGCACUUUACCCACCAGCAUCGCCACUACAAGUAAAUUGUAGUGGCGAUUUACUUGUAGGUUUUCAAGGUUUUUUUGUCGUUUUUUUUUUUUUUUUUUUUUUUUUACAAUCGAAGUCCGUUUUUAUUUUAUUUUUCUGAAACGUUUAUACAUCCCGCCUCACUGUACAAUGUCGAACCCGCUUUAAAAAGUGCAACUUGCUGCUGCCGUUUUUGGAAAACAGUAGCCAGGACUCUCCCAAGUUCUCCCGUUAAUGAAGUCCAGAGUGUAAAGCCUGCCUGCAGGGGGCUGUGGACAGAUGACCAGGGGGAGAGAAAGGAGGGACUCUGACCGCUACCGUAUCCAGACAGAAGCAAAUAACAAGGUCCAACGACGCUGCUCAGCCAGAUUGUCUUUUUAAAGCUGAUUCGUCCCGAUUUGCUUUCUGCUUGAGAAGAUGUGAGGAUUACCAUGUUCAGAGAACAGGAAUUACAUCUUACACAUGAGACUUAGUGACUUAUUUUUGAUGCUGUGUCUUGUGCACUUGUAAUUUUCUCUUACAAUUUCUCUUUAUAAAUUAAACUUUUGUUUUUCUCCAGAUUAAGGCGGAUUGAGUAAUUAGAAACUGUUGCUUCGUAACAUAAGCUGCAAUAACUCAGAAAAUUUCCUGUAAUAACGCAUUUCUGUGUAAUUAAUAAAAACAAACUCAGAAUCCA